Ipomoea triloba (trilobed morning glory) is the source of this 1231-nucleotide messenger RNA. Its product is annotated as homeobox-leucine zipper protein HAT5-like. Gene Ontology annotation, biological process: positive regulation of DNA-templated transcription. Gene Ontology annotation, cellular component: nucleus. Gene Ontology annotation, molecular function: sequence-specific DNA binding; DNA-binding transcription factor activity, RNA polymerase II-specific. The transcript is spliced from 3 exons. The coding region runs from base 289 to 1059 and encodes 256 amino acids. The record is from RefSeq and is a predicted model, not a curated record. NCBI's taxonomy places the organism in Eukaryota, Viridiplantae, Streptophyta, Magnoliopsida, Solanales, Convolvulaceae.
AUUGCUUUAAUGUGUUCAUAAUCCCCUUCAACUUCUCCCUUCCUAUAGAACUCUCUCUCUCUCUGAGCUGUCUCUCCAUAUAUCCCUCUCUAUAUUCCCACGCUUAUCACAUUACCAUUCUUCUCAGCACAUCCUUCUUUAGUCAAAACCAGUGAAACUUCAUUCUUUUUCCUCUGCUAUAAUCUUCUCCUCACUCAAACUCUCUCUCCCUCUCUGAUCAAACUUUCAGCUUCAAUAAAACUGCAGCUCUAUCUGAUCUUCUGAAGGAGAGGAGCAAGAAAGGCAGCCAUGGAUAGUGACACCAUGAGUACCAUUAAUACUAGUCUCUGGAUUUCAAACACCGACCCUUCUGUCCACGAGGAUUGUGGAGAGGAGAUGAUGAAGGGGGGGAAUUGCAAUGAGGAGUGUGAAGGUUGCUUUUACCAAGGGGAGAAGAAAAGGAGACUUGCACCUGAACAGGUGAGAUUUCUGGAGAGGAGUUUUGAGGUGGAGAACAAGCUUGAGCCAGAGAGGAAAGUCCAAUUGGCUAACCAACUUGGGCUGCAGCCAAGGCAAGUUGCGAUUUGGUUCCAGAACCGGAGAGCACGGUGCAAGACCAAACAGAUUGAGAAGGACUAUGAUUCCCUCAAAGCUACCUAUGAUAAGCUCAAAGCUGAUCAUGAUUCCCUCUCCAAACAGAAUCAAACUUUGAGAAAUGAGGUUCUGUUGCUGACAGAUAAGUUGCUUAUUCAAGAACAGCAGCAGGGGAACCCAAAAUCAGAAACAAAUGAUGCAACUGGACCUCUGAAACAGCCCUCCUGUGGUGGUGUGGUUUCCCCAGCCAAAAAGGGAGAGAAUUUUCCGAUGGUGGUGAGCAAGCAAGAAAAUGGUAGCUCAGAUUCUUCACAUGUAUUAGACUCUGACUUUUCUCAAGAUAAUGAAGAUGAUGAUAGCCUGAAAAGGAGUCUUUUCCAACCAUUCCUAAAGCUUGAAAACCAUGGAUUCCAAACACAACCAAGCUCAUGCAAUUUGGGGUUUUCCCUUGAGGAUCACACAACCUCUUCUUGGUUAUGGCCUUAGCUAGCUUAGCUUGUUGCCACCUUUUACCACUAUGUAUUUGUUUGGCUACUUUCUCAAAAAUAACUUUUCUCCUCUUAAGUUAUUUGCUUUGUAAAUUCUUCUUUUAGUGUUUGGCUUUUUGAAUUAUAUAAAUACUAAUGAGAUAUGAGUGAACAAUCACUUAGUUACUCUA